Molecule: messenger RNA, 633 nt
Organism: Yarrowia lipolytica CLIB122
Lineage: Eukaryota; Fungi; Ascomycota; Dipodascomycetes; Dipodascales
Cellular component (GO): methionyl glutamyl tRNA synthetase complex
Molecular function (GO): tyrosine-tRNA ligase activity; tRNA binding
Source: RefSeq, a predicted model, not a curated record
AUGCACGUUGCUCUGCAUAUAUCAUGCGGCCCUUUGCGUCUAGUGAUUGGGUUCAUCAUGGGAAGAUACUUGUAUCCGUACCAACAGUACAACAUGUUCAGAACAGCGCGAAAACUGAAGCCGCUGGGAUAUCAGACUCGAUCAUUCAUUGACGUCCGAGUGGCUCAAUUCACCAAGAUCAAACAGCACCCCAAUGCCGACUCUCUGUACCUUGGAACCGUUCAGGUAGGCGCUGAUCCGGCAGACACAAAGCAAAUCUGCUCGGGACUGGUACGAUUCUACAAGCCGGAAGAUCUCGAGGGCCGAAAAAUCGUCAUUGUCAACAACCUCAAGCCUGCCAAGCUGAGAGGAGAACCCUCUGAGGUGAUGACUUUAUGUUCUGAGAUUGUGGACGGAGAUAAUGUCGAGAUUGAUCUGCUAACUCCUCCGGAGGGCUCUAACCCAGGUGACCAUCUUGUGUUUGAAGGUCACGAAGAAGAGAUUGCCAAGUCUGUCAACCCCAAAAAGUUUGCGAAACUUGCCGGACGACUCAAGACGAACCAAGACGGCUUUGUGACCCUGGAUGGAAAGUUGCUCAAGGAUAAGCAUGGAAAUGGCGUCAAGAGUAAGCUGCUGGAUGCCCUUGUGAGAUAG